Molecule: messenger RNA, 1783 nt
Organism: Gossypium raimondii (Peruvian cotton)
Lineage: Eukaryota; Viridiplantae; Streptophyta; Magnoliopsida; Malvales; Malvaceae
Product: putative pectinesterase/pectinesterase inhibitor 22
Exons: 2
Coding region: 43-1644 (533 amino acids)
Biological process (GO): cell wall modification
Molecular function (GO): pectinesterase inhibitor activity; pectinesterase activity
Source: RefSeq, a predicted model, not a curated record
ACCCACAAUUCCCUUCCUUUCUCUCCUUCAACUCCUAAGACAAUGGCCUUUCCCAAUUUUUUUCUUAUUAUUCUCUUGCUCUUACCUUCAUCUCAAGUUUUAUCUGAUGUCCAACCCAACUUAAACACUCAACCAUUGCUCAUGCAGGCUUGUGAAGGCAUUGAUGACCCUGAUUUAUGCCUCUCAAAUAUUCAAACUCAUCUUCAAAACUUGGAGCCUCACGCCCCAUCUUCUGUUUUGCAUGCUGCACUAAGGACCACGCUGAAUGAAGCCAGACAGGCCAUUGAAACGAUGACAAGGUUCACUGGUUUGUCUGUCAGUUACCGUGAACAAAUUGCCAUUGAAGAUUGCAAGGAACUCCUUGAUUUCUCCGUAUCCGAAUUGGCCUGGUCUUUAACUGAGAUGAGAAAGAUUCAUGAUGGUGAUACAAGGGCUGAAUAUGAAGGCAACCUUAAAGCUUGGUUAAGUGCUGCGUUGAGUAACCAAGAUACCUGCCUCGAAGGCUUCGAAGGUACCGACCGACACCUUGAGAGCUUCAUCAGAGGCAGCCUGAAACAAGUUACGCAACUCAUCGGCAAUGUUUUAGCUAUGUACACUCAAUUACAUACCUUGCCUUUUCGACCACCCCGCAAUAGCACUUCCACGUAUACGAGCUCGAACUUUCCGGAAUGGAUAACCGAUGGUGAUCAAGAGCUUCUACGAAAUCAUUCAAGUCGCCUGCAUGCAGAUGCCGUUGUGUCGUUAGAUGGUAGUGGACGUUAUCAGACGAUAACCGAUGCCAUUAAUGAAGCUCCAAGUUAUAGUAAUAGGAGGUACGUCAUUUAUGUGAAGAAGGGAGUUUACAAGGAGAACAUCGACAUGAAGAAGAAGAAAACCAAUAUUAUGCUUGUCGGUGAUGGAAUUGGACAAACUGUAGUCACAGCGGACCGGAAUUUCAUGCAAGGAUGGACAACAUUUCGAACUGCCACUGUUGCUGUUUCUGGAAAGGGAUUUAUAGCAAGAGACAUAACGUUUCGAAACACGGCCGGACCAGAGAACCACCAGGCGGUGGCUCUCCGAGUGGAUUCCGAUCAAUCGGCUUUCUUUCGUUGCAGUAUCGAAGGGUAUCAGGAUACCCUCUACGUUCACUCCCUCCGCCAAUUUUAUCGAGAAUGCAACAUUUAUGGCACCAUAGACUUCAUUUUUGGCAAUGGAGCAGCUGUUCUCCAGAACUGCAAGAUAUUCACUCGAGUCCCUUUGCCACUUCAGAAGGUGACGGUUACCGCUCAGGGUCGGAAAAGCCCGAAUCAGAACACCGGCUUUUCGAUUCAGAAUAGCUAUAUUCUAGCCACCCAACCGACUUACUUAGGAAGGCCAUGGAAGCCAUAUUCGAGGACAGUUUUUAUGAAUACUUACAUGGGUGGUAUGGUGCAGCCUAGAGGGUGGCUUGAGUGGUAUGGGGACUUCGCCUUGAACACACUUUGGUAUGGUGAGUAUAGGAACUAUGGCCCUGGUUCUUCAUUAUCCGGACGGGUUAAAUGGCCUGGUUACCACAUUAUCCGAGAUGCUGCCACUGCUAAUUCCUUCACUGUUGGGAGGUUCCUUAACGGACGUUCAUGGUUGCCGGCAACCGGCGUCAAGUUCACUGAAGGCCUGACCAAUUAGAUUGUAUUCUAUACAUUUCUUUUCUAUUUUUAUAUAUGGUCUUUUUGCUAAUUUUCCAGUGGUUGUAAUGUUAUACAUGUGUUUGUGAAGAUCCGAUGUCUGGCAGCUUCAUUAUGUAUCCGACAUUUGAUUACUAGUA